Capsicum annuum is the source of this 1016-nucleotide messenger RNA. RefSeq lists its product as uncharacterized. The record is from RefSeq and is a predicted model, not a curated record. The transcript is spliced from 3 exons. Bases 99 to 539 code for a protein of 146 amino acids. NCBI's taxonomy places the organism in Eukaryota, Viridiplantae, Streptophyta, Magnoliopsida, Solanales, Solanaceae.
ACCAUCGGCAGCAGCAGAAUAAGCAACGAUUGCUAGUGCUCAACCUUGUGGAAUUGAGGAACACUCACGAAGCUUCAGAGAUAUUUCUGAAGUUUAUCAUGUCUGCUCCAGUAUCUUCGAACCCUGGAAAGGCUUUGUUGACAGACAGAAAUGGGGGUGGUUCUUUAAAAGCAGGUUUGCGAAAGGUUAGAUUUUUGAAAGCAUUAUCUUUUAGUCAACACAAGAAGGCAUAUCAUGCAGAGGAAGGCAGCAGUAGUGAUGGAAGGAACUCAGUCAGAAGUGAGGAUCCCAAUUAUGUUUAUCCUGUGGAUACAGAUUCACUUGAUGAGGAUUCAGAAGGAGGAUCUGAGGAAGGAAAAGAGGAUACAAGUGUUCAGAAGUCAUUCAGUUAUGAAGCACUUGUCUAUGCAAACCAUGCUGGUGGAUCAUUUUGUUCAAAUACAAGCGGCAGCAGCAGUGACGAGGAUUUAGUCCACUACAGCCAUCAUAUUUCAGACACAAGGCACAAGUACCCUGAGGAUACAACUGCAGCAAAUUAAUCUGCAGAUCAGAGUUCAAAACGUAGUCUUAUUUCCUGGAGGAAGAGGAAGUUGAGUUUCAAAUAUCCUAAAACAAAGGGGGAGCCAUUGUUGAAGAAACAUUAUGGAGAGGAUGGUGGAGACGAUAUAGACUUUGAUCGCCGACAGCUUUGCUCAUCCGACGAGUCUUCUUCUAGGGGGCACAAAUCUGAGAAAACUUCUCCGAUUUCAGUCUCUGAGUUUGGAGAUGAAAGUUUCGCUGUGGGUAGUUGGGAGCAGAAAGAAAUAAUAAGCCGUGAUGGACAAAUGAAGCUGCAGACUCAGAUCUUCUUUGCUUCGAUUGAUCAACGAAGUGAAUGACAAAAGAGUGACAAAAAUAUGCAAAAAUUGAGUUCAGGGGUAAUAGGAUCUCUGUGAAGUUGGAAUGUGUCGUAACAACUUUGACCAUAGUUCGAGGCAAUACUGGAUGCUUGUCUUAAAAAAAUAAUCAAAGCCAUA